AUGCUAAGGUCUGUUCAUUUCACUUCUGUUAGAGGGUUCCAUUCUGCUGCUGUUCUUAGUGCCAAAGCAGCUGCUCCAGUUAAGAAGAAGGCUGUUCAUGGGUAUAAAAAAGUUGGUGGAGGUCAAUCUAAAAAGACUUCAGGUGUUGGUAAAUUUUUCCAUGAAUAUGUAUCAGAACAAAAAUUAGAUUUAAAAGCUGAUGAAUUAAAUGGUGUUGAUAUCUUGAAGAAAUCAACUAAGGAAAACACCGUGGUUAAAUAUAGUCAAUUACAUAUGAAGAAAUUAAUUAUUGCAGGUAAUUUUAAACAUAAUCAAUAUAGAGAAUUAUUCAAGACUCCAAUAACGCUUGUUACUAAAGAUACUUUAAAAAUGUCAAAAUUUGUGGAAAAUUCCAUAGAAUCAAGUUCCAAAGAUAAUAGAAUAUGUAUUUUGGGUGAAAAUGGUAUUGGUAAAUCAACUUUAUUAGGUCAAACUCAAGCAUUAAUUUCAGAUCAAGGUAAUUCAAUAAUUUUACCAAUUCCAUAUGCAACUCAAUUAGUUAAUGGUCGUAAUGAUUAUUAUUUUGAUAAAAAUUUAAAUACUUAUAUUCAACCAAUGUAUUUAAAAUCAUUUUUACAUAAAAUUAGAACAAUAAAUCAAGAAAUUUUAAAAAAAAUUCCAAUUCAAUCAGAAUAUUCAUUUGAAGGUAAUACAAGAUAUAAAUCAAUUUUAAAAGCUACCCCUAAAAGAGAUACAUUAUUUGAAUUAACAAAUUUACGUGUUACACCAAGACAAAGAGGUAAACAAUUAGAAGCAAUCAUUAAUGAAUUAUCUAAACAAUCUGAAAUUCCAGUUUUUUUAACUGUUGAUAAUUUUUCUGCAAUUACAUCAAAUCCAAGAACCGAGUAUCGUGAUGUUAAUAAUAGUAAAAUUCAUGUUUCAAAAUUUCAAUUAUCUUCAUUAAUUUUAGAUUUUGCUCAAGGUUCUAAAAAUUUCCAAAAAGGUGGUGUUAUUUUAGUGACUUCAACUGAUGAUAAACCAUCACCAACUUUAUAUGCAGGUUUAGGUCUUGCUACAGUGGAUCCAUAUACUAAAAACACCGUAUAUGAUCAUGAAGUUGCAUCAAAAUUAAAAGGUGUUGAAUCAUUUGAUAUGUCAAGAUUUUCUAAAGAAAAUGUUUCAUCAAUUGUUAAAAAAUUUAUUGAUGCUAAAAUCUUUAAUAAUAAUGAAUUGAAAUCAAAUUCUGUUGAUUCAAUUAUAAAUCAAAAAUAUAUCUUGAGUGGGAAUGGUAAUCCUGGUGAAUUGAUUAAAUCGAUUUUAUUCUUACAUUAA
Molecule: messenger RNA, 1311 nt
Organism: Hansenula ciferrii
Lineage: Eukaryota; Fungi; Ascomycota; Saccharomycetes; Phaffomycetales; Wickerhamomycetaceae
Gene: RSM23
Product: mitochondrial 37S ribosomal protein mS29
Exons: 1
Coding region: 1-1311 (436 amino acids)
Biological process (GO): mitochondrial translation
Cellular component (GO): mitochondrial small ribosomal subunit
Molecular function (GO): structural constituent of ribosome
Source: RefSeq, a predicted model, not a curated record